Molecule: messenger RNA, 2733 nt
Organism: Cimex lectularius (bed bug)
Lineage: Eukaryota; Metazoa; Arthropoda; Insecta; Hemiptera; Cimicidae
Product: probable G-protein coupled receptor Mth-like 1
Exons: 6
Coding region: 50-1741 (563 amino acids)
Biological process (GO): G protein-coupled receptor signaling pathway; cell surface receptor signaling pathway
Cellular component (GO): membrane
Molecular function (GO): G protein-coupled receptor activity
Source: RefSeq, a predicted model, not a curated record
GGGAAGGAACGAGUCUCGGGCGAAGAAGGAAGCCAGUCUUGUUUGCGCCAUGGCGCUGUCUGUGCUACUGUCGGUCUUAUUGUUGACGUGCGUUUUGACGGACGCGUUUUCCGAGGUGAUCGUGUACCGUUGUUGUCCGAAGAACCAGACGCUGAGCCCUUCCUGGGAAUGCACGGGAGCGGUGAAAGAAAGGAGCUGGGCACCGGUCGUCUACGUGCAGGACAACGGCACGUUCAUCACACCCGGCACCGUCCCCGAUACUUGGCGAUACAGCGUCCGCCGCCCCGAGUGCAGGGAUAAACAGCAAAUAGGUUUCUUCAGAUCGAAACCCGAUCCGCCGGCGUUCGUGACCCUCUUGGACGGCCGGCUUUUGACGAGUCCGUUGUUCAAAGAGGCGUACCAGACGUCCGAGUUCUGCCUCGAUCAGACGGGCGCGUUGGUCUGCACCAACUUUACUGACGAGCGGGAAAUCCUGAUCCCUAAAUGCUGCGGCACCGGGGGCUCGUAUUCCGAGCGGCAGAAGGCCUGCUUUCUCACCAAAGCGACCCACUGGGAAUUCAUGCAUCUUAACACGGUUCAGAAGUUCCCCGACUGUCCCGGGCAGGGUCCAGACUUCGUCAUAGGGGGUAAGCUCAAUCUGACACACUGGUUGAAAGAGAACGGCACUCUGGAAGACGACGAAGGGAGAAAGCUGUCGCCCGACGAGUUUUGCCUGGAGAAGAUCGAGGAGAACCUAGAAGGUCCGGUGCAUGUGUUCACCUGCCCGCCUAUCGAAACCGGCUCCAAAAGGCACAACGACAUCAGAUUCACACUCUAUCCUCUGGGCUUUUUCCUGUCCGUCUUCUUCCUCGCCGUGACGCUCAUCGCUUCCUGCCUACUUCCUAGCACGUAUCACGUACUUCACUGGAGGUGUCAGACGAACCACGUCGCCUGCUUGCUUAUCGGCGACCUACUGCUCGCGGUCACUCAACUUUCCGGCGAUGCGCUUCAAGGACCCGGCUGUGUUUUCAUCGCCAUCUCGAUGCAUUUUAUAUUCUUGGCGGCUUUCUUCUGGCUCAACACGAUGUGCUUCAACAUCUGGUGGACUUUCAGGGACUUACGACCGGCCAGCCUGGACAAGGGUCAGGAGGCGUGCAGACUGCGCAUCUACGAACUUUACGCCUGGGGAGGUCCACUCCUUAUCGCCGGUAUCGGCGCGAUUUUCGACCACCUGCCCGACAAAGGUCACAACCUGAUCAGGCCCAGGUUCGGAGAGCACAGGUGUUGGUUUUACGGCGAUGCUGAACUGCUGUACUAUUUUUUCGGCCCUAUUGGAGUUUUGCUGCUGUUGAAUUUAACCCUGUUUGCUGCAACUGCACGUGAGCUGACCUGCGGCCUCUGGAAAACCGAGGUCGUCAAGUCGAACACUGAAAGAGCUGCAUUAGGAAGAGUGUGUCUGAAAUUGGUGGUCGUGAUGGGUGUGACAUGGGUUGCAGAUGUAGUUUCUUGGGCUGUCGGUGGUCCUGACUAUAUCUGGUAUCUCACCGACAUCAUCAACGCCCUGCAAGGCGUUCUUAUAUUUGCAGUUGUCGGAUGUCAACCUCAGGUCUGGGCAGGAGUGAAGCGCCUCUGGUGCAUGUCCGGGUCGCCGAAUGACAACCACAACGUCAGGUCUUCGUCUUCCCAUGCCCUGCCAUCGCUCAACGACCAAAACACUUCAAUAACUAACACAUCGACGAAAGCUAUCGAGACGCUGUGUUAGAUCUAUUUGUAAAAAAAAAAAUUGUAAAUAUUUGGCAACAGACAAGACUGACUUUUUUUCUUUGUCCAGAAUGCAAUUUGAAUAACGAUACAAAUAGAAAUAUGAUUUAGGCGAACUCUGAUUUCAAAUCAUGAUAAACAUUCUUUUUAUUUGAUAUUUAACAAUAACCAGCCACCCCCCGAGUGAAGAUUUAUCAACUAAUUAUAAUUAGUUGUAUUUGAAAUAUAUAAAAAAUAAUUUAUUAAGGUAAUGUUUUUAAAUGUUUGUUAUUAAAAAGUACAUAUUUUGUAUAUAUAAAUUUAAAACUGUUUUUUUCUCUGUAUAUGUGUCGUUAAACAACAUUAACAUUUUUAAACUAUAAGAAUGGACUUUAUAUUCAUUGUGUUGUAAAAAUGUGUACUACUUCAUAGCAAGUUGGCAAUUUUUCCUUAAAAUAAGCGUGUGUAUAUUAACUUACCAGAAUAAUUAUAAGUGAAUCCAAAUUAAGGAUUUUACAGCAAGUACCAAAAUCGACUUUUGUAAAUGUAGUCAUUUAUAUUCAUUCUCUUGCAAAAUGCCAUUUUUCUGGCUGUAAAUUCUAACUUUCAGGGACCAAAGUCGGUUUAGGUUGAUUUUUUCUCUACCUUACUCUUUUUCAUCUAUUUUUAUUUUUUACAAACUCAGAUAUUUUUAUUGUUAUCUAAUACAUUUUAUUUUAAGACUGCCUCCAGUAAUUUUGUGUUGUAUAUUGUAUAUAGUUAUUUAUUCCUUAAUAUGUUCAUUAUGUUUUUUAAGAAUCUAUGUUCCUUUUAUUAUCACAGUUCGGUUACCAAAGGUGUGCACUGUAUCUCCAAAACGCCCUGGAAACCCAGCCAGUGUGAAUUAUUUGAAGUUUUUCGUUCAAAUGAGCUAUUUAUUCCAAAGAUCCUCCAACGGAGGAAGAUAUGAUUAACAAAUAAAAGCUUUCAAUUGUAAUAAUUUUUGAUCAAGUAAUGUAGUUAUUUUACAUUUUU